Plasmodium relictum is the source of this 3273-nucleotide messenger RNA. RefSeq names its product selenide water dikinase, putative. The record is from RefSeq and is a predicted model, not a curated record. The transcript has a single exon. Gene Ontology annotation, molecular function: ATP binding; selenide, water dikinase activity. Gene Ontology annotation, cellular component: cytoplasm. Bases 1 to 3273 code for a protein of 1090 amino acids. NCBI's taxonomy places the organism in Eukaryota, Apicomplexa, Aconoidasida, Haemosporida, Plasmodiidae. Gene Ontology annotation, biological process: L-selenocysteine biosynthetic process.
AUGAGGAUAUGUAAACAGAUAGAUCCAGUGAUUGAUAUAGUUAUAGUUGGUUUUGGUAAUAGAAGUAAAAGGCUUAUUGAUUUGUUUUUGCAAAAAAAUGAAUUAAAAGGUGUUAAUAUCAUUAUAAUUUGCAAAGAUAAUUUUGUAUUUCUAAAUAAAUAUGUACAGUGUGUUGAGUUAUGCAUAGAUAGUUAUAUUGAUAUAUAUAAAUAUUGCAAAGAAAGAAAUAUACUUUUUAUUAAUGAAAAAGUUAAGCAUAUUGAUUCACAUGAGAAAAGUAUUUAUUUUACUUCUGAUCGUAAUAAUUUAAAGUAUGAUUUUUUAUUAUGUGAUUUUGAUUAUAAAAGUUCUUAUUUAUUAAAUAGUGACUUUACCCAUAUGAAUAUAUAUCCAUUCAGGAAUAAAAAUUUAUUUUUCUAUUAUACUCAUAUUAUGUAUUUGUCUUUAAUUAAAUCACAAAAAAACAAAAUAACUGAUAUAGAUUUAUAUUAUAAAUGGAAGAGUUUCUUUUUAAAAAAUAUAAUUGUUGAAAAAUUUUAUAAUUUUUACUCAUAUAGUGAUAGAUAUGUGGAUAUAAUUUUUGAUAUAUAUAGGUUUUUUAAUGUAAGCUCGAGUGACAAAAAAAGUAAUGAAAUAGAAAAUAAUAUUUUUCGUUGCUUAAAAGAGAAUUCAUUGAUUGAUGAUAUUAUAAAAAAUGACGAUACAAAUGCUUUAAAAAAAGAAAAUCAUAAAAGCAAGAAUUGCUUUAAUUUAAUAUUACUAAGUGAUAAUAAUGAUUUAGGAAAGGAUCUAUAUCAUGAAGUUUUUGAAAAUUUACAUAAAAUAUCAAUAUCUUCUAAAAUUGUAUAUGUUUAUAUAAAUGAUACGGAUAUAAACAAUAUUAAAUUUUGUGAAAAUUAUUUAAUAAUUAAUAAAGUAAUAGAAGUAAAUAAAAUAAGCGAUGAAAAAGUAUUAAAAUGCUUAGAUAAGAAUGGAGAAAUUAUCACAAUUAAUUUUGAUGAAUGUAUUAAUAUAACUGACUUACAUUAUCCAUCUUACUUUUAUAAAUCUAAUUACAAAAUAGAAAGUAAUAAGUCCAUUAACAAAUUUUGUCAAUAUGAGAAUAAUGAUAGUUUAUAUUUUUUAAAUCAAAUAAAGAAUUACGAUGAUCACACAAUAUGUGAGACUAUUUAUUUAAAUAUAUAUAAUAAUAUUCAUAAAAAUAAAUGUAUUAGUAUAGAAGAAGUAAAAAAAAAGAAAUAUAUAAAUACAAAACAUUUCUGUAAUUCAAUGAAUUAUUCAAAAAAUAUGUUUAAUCAUAUAUUAAAAUAUUUUUAUUAUAAAGCAUUAUAUAUUAUAAGGACGGUAUUUCAAUAUAUAUGUAAUAAUAAAUUUAUAGAAAAAAAAGUACAAAUGUUAAGUAAUAAAAGAAAGGCAUUGGAAUAUUAUAUAAGAAACAACAAAAAAAAAAAUUAUAAAGAUUUUUCUGUUCAUUUAUUUAUAAAUGUAAUUUUAUUUAUAUAUAAUAAGGUUUUGAUUUAUUUUCUUCUUUUUAAAAAUAAAUUUGUUGAUAAAAAUGAACACGAAACUUAUUUAAAAAAAAAUAACAAUACAAGUAACAACAAUAGUAACACAAAUGAAUUACCAAAAUAUAUGUAUGACUUAUAUAAAAAUGAAUAUGAAAAUAGAUUGAUUAUUAAAAAGAAAACUUCAUAUAAAAUCAUUAAAAAAAAAAACAAUGCAGAUGAUAGUUCUGAUGAAAGCAUAAUUAUAGAAAAUAAUAAUAUAGAAGAUAAAAAUGUAAUGAGUUCAUUAAGCACUAAAAAAGUACAUUUGCAUAUAAAAGAAAGUAUUGAAAAAAUAAUUAAUAGGAACACAUGUGGAGGAUGUGGAUCAAAAGUUCCUUCAAAUAUUUUGUCAAAUUCUUUGAAAUCUUUAGAUAUUUUUAAUUCACCGAAUGUUUAUUUAGGAGUGGAAGGUUGUGAUGAUUGUUGCAUAUUUGUUCACAGUAAAUCAAAAAGGGGAGAGUUCAGCCCUGCUCUAGUUCAAACUAUCGAUUUUUUUAAAUCCUUUAUAGAUGACGAAUAUAUAUUGGGAGAAAUAAUAGCUAUACAUUGUUUAUCUGAUAUAUAUAGUAUGGGGGGAACAGGUAUUUGUGCUUUAUGUGUUUUAAUUGUAAAAGAUAAUAUAGAAAAGAAGUUACAACAAAGACUUGAAAAUAUUUUAACAGGAUGUUGCCAAAAGUUAAAAGAAGAAAAAUGUGUAUUAAGUGGAGGUCAUACAUGUGCAGGAAAUGAAAAUUACGUUGGUUUAGCGGUUACAGGAAAAAUAAAAAGAAAUAUGAAUAAAAAAAAUGAUUACACUGAUUAUAAUGAAAAUAAAAAUGGUAAAACUCAAGGAAUAAACAACAUAUGUCAUAAUAGUAAUGAUAAUAUAAGUAAUAAUGAAGGUACAUGCGAUAUAAAUGAGGACAUCAAUAUAUUUAAAAAACAUAAAAUGUUAGAGAAUAAUUACUUAUUUUUACCUAAAGGAAAUAGAAAUGUAAAAAGUGGAGAUAUCAUAAUUACAACGAAAAUGUUUGGAUUUGGUUUUAUUAUGGCUGCUCAUAUAUAUAAAAAAGCAAAAGCUAGAUGGAUUUAUAAUUGUCUUGAUGAAAUGUUAAUAUCAAAUAGAAAAAGUGGAUUAUAUUUUUUAAAGAAUAAUAUAAAAGCAUGUACAGAUAUAACUGGAUUUGGUAUAUUGGGGCAUUUAAACGAGAUGAUUAAAUGUUCAAGAAAAGAAUUUUAUUUACAUAAUAAAAUAGGUAAUAAAUUGAAUACAUAUUUUUCCAACGAUGAAGUAUCAAAUAUAGAUUAUGAACAUCAAAUGAAUGAUAAUUUUAUGGAAAAUAAUAAAAAUAACAUGUAUCUAAAUUUCAUUGGUGCAAAAAUAAACCUAAAUAAUAUAAAUAUAGCUGAGGGAGUAAAGGAAUGUAUUGAAAACAAUAUAUACUCUUCAAUGUUUAAAAAAAAUCAUUAUUUAUGUAAUAGUAUAAUAAAUUUAGAUAAAGCUUUAUUAAAUAGCAAUUACGGAAUUUUAUUUGAUCCUCAAACAAGUGGAGGUCUAAUGGCUAUUGUUGACAGAAAUUGUGCGAAUCAAAUUUUACAAGAUUUAAAAAAUAUGGGUUAUAAAAAUUCUUCAAUUAUAGGAGAAAUAAUAAAUGUGCAGUAUGAAAAAUUUAAAAACAUUUCCUUAAAUCAAAUAUCGUUAAAUGACUAUUUAGAUACAACUAACUCUAUAUAUAUUGAAUGCUAA